This is a messenger RNA of Racocetra persica, 2011 nucleotides long. Lineage: Eukaryota; Fungi; Glomeromycota; Glomeromycetes; Diversisporales; Gigasporaceae. The record is from the annotation of a GenBank genome assembly.
AUGGCGACUCAAAUACGUAAUAAAGGAAUAACACUGGAGGAAUGGGAAUCAAAAACCCAACUUACAGAAAUACAAAAACAGAGUGUGCUGGAGCUUCAAGAAGCUUGUGCAGAAUUACCAUUGCCUGACGGUUUUCUAAACGAUCUCGGUCCAGGAACACCUCAACAUACAUCAUCGCCAACUCCAAUGGCCAUUAAAGACGGCCAUAGAUCAUCGCCAUAUCCUGGUUCUAUGCCAUCCCUAUUUUCCCUCCCAAGGUCACGAUCCACAGCUAAUCUUUUAACUUCAGAAUCUCAAGCAGCAGAAGCUGCCAUUGUCUCAUCAUCACCCUAUGCUGUCCUUGGAAUACCACAACCAAUUGAGACUACACAGCAAUUUUUUGAUUGGUUUGCAAGAAUGGAAAAUGAUAUGGAAAAAGAUCAAGAGGAUGUCUAUAGGAAUUUUCUUGAAAUGGUUACUUUAUAUCGACAAGCAUGUGAUACUUUCCUAGAACAAAUAGAUACAACAGUCAAAUUAUUUAAUGAUUUGGAUGGUAAUUUCAAAUUUGUAGAAGAAAGAACAAAAGCUUUACAGACAGCUUGUGAAAAGUUAUUGGAAGAACAGAAUAAUCUUACAUCAUUAGCAGAUGCAAUAUCUUCAAAACUUUCUUAUUACAAUGAGCUGGAAGCUAUUACUAAAUUAUUCAAUUCCCCCGGUGAAAAUAUUUGUGAGCAGCCAGAAUUUAUUCCAGUUUUGGCAAAGCUAGACGAAUGUUUAGACUAUAUGCAGAGUAAUUUAAGAUACAGAGAUUCCGAGCUCUACCUUAUGCGGUUCAGACAAUGCAUGACUCGCGGAAUAACUUUGAUAAAAAUGUAUUUUAUUAACACAAUUAAAGGUCUUGGUAUUGAAAUCAGCAAAAAGACAAACCAGUCAAUAAAUUCUACAGUGCAAACUGCCCUGUUUUAUGUGAAGUUCCGUGCAGUAGCACCAAAGCUGAAAGAAUUAGUGCAUGAGGUGGAAAAACGAUGUCCUGCACAUCGAGAAUAUAAUUCUUUAUUAAAUGACUGCUACAAUGCGUACUUUUCUGUACGACAACAGUUACUCAUUCCUGUGAUAUAUGCAAAGAUUUUGGAACUUGGUUCUGACGGGCAAGAUAUCUUGACAUUUGCCCGGAACGGGUACGCAUAUAUGCUGAACCUUUGUUCAGAUGAAUAUUCAUUAUUUUAUAAUUUUUUCUCGACGGGUGAAGACGACUUAUAUGGAAACUUGGAUCUGUUGUGCAGUUAUAUGUACGAUUAUCUUCGUCCCCGUAUUAUUCAUGAAACGAAUAUUGAAGUUUUAUCAGAACUUUGUACAAUUCUACAAGUGCAUCUUAACCAAGAUCCUGAAACAAUUGAAGACAAUCUUACACAAUAUAAUGGACAAAUAGAGAAGGAUGGACAAGGAUUGCAAUUCAGUCACUUAAUACGUAAUGUGCUUCAGGAUGCACAACAACGACUUGUUUUUCGUGUUCAAACAUAUAUUCGAAGCGAAAUACAAAAUUUUAUCCCAAAGCCGUCAGAUGUGGACUAUCCCACUAAACUAAAAGAGUCGAAUACUACACCGUCAUCCAACGGCAUCCCUGAGCCAACUGAAAUUCAACGACCAACUUCGUCUCCUGCUAUACUGGCGGUUCAACAAGAUAACGGUGAUAUCGAAUCUAUGAUAACAAUAUCAUCAGCAUCAUCAAUGAACGCUAUUGAUGCUGGAGAAUUAUAUCGUGGAUGGUUCCCCACAUUACAACGCACCUUAUGGGUACUUUCAAAACUUUAUCGGUGUGUUAAUCCAAAAAUAUUUGAUGACAUUGCUCAAGAUGUUGUUGAUCUAUGUUUGCAAUCGCUGUUGACUACAAGUGAAAUAGUAGCAAAGGAGAGCAGACUUGAUGGACAACUUUUCUUAAUAAAGCACCUCUUAAUACUUAAGGAUCAAAUAGCCUCAUUUGACACACAAUUUGUACAUGAAGAAAAGGAUUUGGAUUUUUCACAAAUAACAA